AUGUUUGACGUGCCUCAUUCUCUCCAGGGAAUUUCUGAGGCUAUCGGUGUGGCUUCAAGCACCCAUAUUUCCCAGGUGCUGAUGGCAGUGCGGGAUUUUGGCCGCGCAGCCAUUGCAAGGAAGACUCAGACGUCUGAGAAUACUAGCGAGACCAAUGCCAGCAUCACCGUCAUCCUUUGCUGCGGGCAAAUGGCAAUCGGGGCACGGCAGGAUGAGCUCCCCCUUUUUAUAGACCAGUUAACACAGGAGCUCCUCUUCCAAUUCCAGAACAGCAGGAAGAACGAGGAUUUGAAGAAGAGCUUUAUGAAGGCAGCAACUUUAACAACCAAGGCGCUUGUGCAGUCGAAUGUGGGACAUGUCACCUUCCCCCACAAAGAGGAGCUCACCUUCUGCAUCAUAGAGGUUAUCAGAGAGCAGCCAAUGGCAUCAAUCACCAACCUGCACGAGGCAAUGGAAAACAUCAUUCGCCUGACUGCCUUGAGACCAUACAUGGACCCUCUGACCCGCUCUCAGCUGGUACAAAAAAUCACCCAGAAGGUCUUCCAGUUGCCAUCCUUGCAGGUUAUGAAGAUCAAAGCUGGGAGCUCGGUCAAAGCAACACCGAGCCAGGACUGUUAUCAAGAAACCGUGUACAUCUGGCUCAACAUGCUCACCAGCUUGCUGUCAGAGGCCCCCUCUCUGAAGACGCUGCAGGAGAUAUUAAUGCACAUAAAAGGCUGGAUUGACUCCACAAAAAUCAGUGAGCGGCAAAGAGCAGUCAAGACCACCAACGCACUCCUGAAAUAUGUCUCCGAGCAUCUGGACUUUGAUGUUUCGGGUCCAGAUUCACAGCACUUACAGGAGAGUAAGACUGUGAAAGACUGUGAAAGGUAUGUGGAGAAAAGUAAGGCUUUUCGUUGCCGCGGCAGAGCCUUUGAUGUCCGGCAGGCUAAUUUAGCCUGGGAGUCGAGCCAAGCAGGCCUCAAGAUUUAUGAGCUGCCAAGAUAA
Molecule: messenger RNA, 987 nt
Organism: Podarcis muralis (Common wall lizard)
Lineage: Eukaryota; Metazoa; Chordata; Lepidosauria; Squamata; Lacertidae
Source: RefSeq, a predicted model, not a curated record